CACACGCAUACACACUCAUUCUUUUAAACUUCAUCCAUCUAUUAAUCUCCCUUUUCUCAUGUCAAAAAAACACAAACUUUCAUCUCCUUUUUCAUCUCUCUCCCUUCAACAACAACAAUAACAAAAAAUGAAGUUCUCUCCAAUUUCUUUUAAAAAAACAAUCUUUUUUUCCAUAUUCGUCUAUUGCAUGAUGAUUACUCCAUUAAAGGGGGCAAAACCCUCUGUUUCUUCUUCUUCUGAUCAACCUGAGUUGAUCAAUUACUUCAAAUCCACAACUUUAUUGAAAAAAACCACAAUUAUAGACCUUCAAAACCAAUCAAGAACAUCAAAAAUCAAUCUUUUUACUUCAUCAGAUUGUUCGAUUUGGACAAAAGAAUGUUCAAAUGAGAUUUUGAGAAUUGCCCAGAAAACAGAGCAUGUUAAAUGGAUAAAAUCAGUGAGAAGAAAAAUCCACGAACACCCUGAACUUGCUUUUCAAGAAUAUGAAUCUAGCAAACUUAUUCGUCAAGAACUUGAAAAAAUGGAUAUUUCUUAUCAGUUCCCGAUGGCUACCACCGGAAUCAGAGCUAUCAUCGGCUCCGGCCAGCCGCCGUUUGUUGCUCUCCGAGCUGAUAUGGAUGCCCUUCCAAUUCAGGAAGCUGUUGAAUGGGAGCACAAGAGCAAAAUUGAGGGUAAAAUGCACGCUUGUGGCCAUGAUGCUCAUGUGGCUAUGCUCAUUGGUGCGGCUAGAAUUUUAAAGGCUCGUGAGAAGAACUUGAAGGGGACAGUGUUUCUUAUAUUUCAACCAGCAGAAGAAGCAGGGAAUGGUGCAAAAAGGAUGAUCAGAGAUGGUGCAUUGGAAAAUGUGGAAGCUAUAUUUGCUGCACAUGUCUCACAUCAAUAUCCAACUGGUGUCAUUGGAUCAAGAACAGGCCCUCUACUUGCUGGCUGUGGUUUUUUCAAAGCUGUCAUUAGUGGGAAAACAGGGCAAGCAAGCAAUCCCCACCACUCAAUUGACCCUGUACUUGCUGCCUCUGCUGCUGUUAUCAGCUUGCAAAGCAUUGUUUCUCGUGAAUCCGAUCCAUUGGAUUCUCAGGUGGUCUCAGUGACAUCUUUCAAUGCUGGAGAUAAUCUUGAUGUGAUUCCAGACACAGUUACACUAAGUGGGACUUUCAGGGCUUUCUCAAGAACCAAUUUUUAUCAGCUUCUUAAAAGGAUAAGAGAGGUUUUCACAGAACAAGCUAGUGUAUUCAGAUGCAGUGCAACAGUUGAUUUUUUCGAAGACAAGGACACGAUCUACCCUCCGACGGUGAACGAUGACAAAAUGUACGAGCACGUGAAGAAGGUGGCGGCUGAUUUGGUCGGAACGACCAACUUUAAGGUCGUUUCACCAAUGAUGGGAGCAGAGGAUUUUUCAUUCUACUCUGAAGUAAUCCCUGCAGCAUUUUUCUAUUUAGGCAUAAGGAAUGAGACAUUAGGAUCAAUUCACACAGGACAUUCACCACAUUUCAUGAUUGAUGAAGAUGUAUUGCCUAUUGGUGCAGCUACUCAUGCUGCCAUUGCAGAAAGAUACCUUUAUGAAUAUGGAUCUUGAAAUCUUUUCCGGUCACCAGGAGGGAUCAAUAGUAUUCUGAUUUUCCCUCCAGCGUGACUUGAACCCUUGAUGGUAGUCGUAGACUAAUUCUCUUUAAUGCAAUUUUUGCCCUUUUUUUUUCUUUUCUUCUACUCCUACAUAGUAUGCCAACCUAUGUCAUGAUUGACAACCUUGUACUUGGAUCUUUUUUCAUGAGGUUGGACACAUGAAUCAUGGAGAAAGAGAAGAUAUAUUAUAUAAAGGUAUUUGCUAGAA
This is a messenger RNA of Solanum dulcamara, 1828 nucleotides long. Its product is annotated as IAA-amino acid hydrolase ILR1-like 6. Bases 128 to 1573 code for a protein of 481 amino acids. Gene Ontology annotation, biological process: auxin metabolic process; jasmonic acid metabolic process. The transcript is spliced from 5 exons. Gene Ontology annotation, cellular component: endoplasmic reticulum. Lineage: Eukaryota; Viridiplantae; Streptophyta; Magnoliopsida; Solanales; Solanaceae. Gene Ontology annotation, molecular function: IAA-Ala conjugate hydrolase activity. The record is from RefSeq and is a predicted model, not a curated record.